This is a messenger RNA of Coregonus clupeaformis (lake whitefish), 3006 nucleotides long. RefSeq names its product protein mono-ADP-ribosyltransferase TIPARP. The transcript is spliced from 7 exons. The record is from RefSeq and is a predicted model, not a curated record. Gene Ontology annotation, molecular function: NAD+ poly-ADP-ribosyltransferase activity; zinc ion binding. Lineage: Eukaryota; Metazoa; Chordata; Actinopteri; Salmoniformes; Salmonidae. Bases 267 to 2378 code for a protein of 703 amino acids.
GGCUGAGAGGACGGAGCGUUCCCUGCAACAGCUGCGAGCUGCCUCUAUCCACCACAGGAGUUGGCGGAAUUGAGCCCAGUGGAGAACGACGAACAGCUGCUUUGUCACGCAUUGCCCCAGCCCCGGACCAGCAUCCUAAACGCAGAUCAACAUAUCGCUACAUUCAUGACCGGACAGGGAUUAAGUGGCGAAGGAAAGAACUUCACAGAAGAGAUCGAACGGAUUUUACGCAGGACUAUCAGGUUUUAGGUGUGCCCCUGGCGACCAUGGAUAAAGCUUUACAUAUCCUACAGAAACCGACAGACUCAACCGACAAGGUCCUCGACGGUGGAACGGGACUCGCUCUGGAUAUGAGUAUGAGGGACCGGGAAUUCACAGAACAAUCUAUUAGACUUACCGAUAAAAUCCCGUUAGUGAAGCCCUAUUUCAAAAAGAAACACGGACAGAGGAAACUGGACGCAAAAUGCCUCCGUGCACUCCAGGACCCAAUCCUAACCACAUUACUGAGUACGGAUGCUCUUGUUACCGGAGACGGGGUGUUUGUCCCCCGGAACCCACCGCCAAGGACAGCGGGGAACCUGUGCACUGCGGCGGUGGUCAAACAGACACAGAUUGGUGGGCCUGUGUGCCUGAAAGAAUCGUCAGCUACCGGUGUAACGGCUAUGAUUACCGGCGACACGGAAAUGGCGGACGACGCCGCCGAGUUGGAGGAGACAGAGAGGGGGGUAACCAAGGUGCCGGUAGAUAUCCAGCGCGUGACAAUAGACCCUAACGAGCGCAGAUUCCAACUCAAACUUCACCCCAGGGCGCGCGAUGUGGCGGCAGCACCCCCCACACCAGAUACCCCUCUAGUAACCCCUCCACGCCAGGGGGGCAACACGAUGAGUGACCUAUUUGCUUCUAAAGCCUUGCGGGGGGCAAAUUGCCUCACCAUUAAAGACAGUAGGAGCACCCCCAGUCUUCAGGCCGACAAAGGCGAGAUAUUUCAGGAUAAAAGCGAAGAGGCCUCCCUGGAUCUAGUUUUUGAGCUGCUAACCCAGCUCCAGUACCACACACACCAAGCCGAUUCGGUUUCGAUCUGCGUGGAUUUCCUGCAGGGGUUGUGUGUGUACGGGAGUGACUGUGCUUACCACCAUACUGUACUGCCCUACCACUGGCAGAUCUGCAGGAGUGAUACUCAAAGCUGGCAAAGCAUUGCGGAUGAUUCACAGGAUCAGUUGGAGAGGCUUUAUUGCAAUCCGGACAAUGAACAAGUCAGGCUCAAGUUUCAGGGUCGUGUGUUUUCGUUAGACUUCACUGCCAUGCGUGUAUGUGACCUGGAGUUCGACCGUGUCAGACGGUUGACCACACCCUCCAGCCCUGCCGCCCCGCCCCCAAACACAAUCCCCACCCCUAACUGCCACACAGUGUGGAAAUACUACUGCAGAGACAAUUUCGGCUGGAGAGAAUACUCUGAGCCGGUGGUUCGUCUGAUAGAGGAGGCUAGUGGUCGUGGUCUGAAGGAGGUCCGUUUCAUCACCCUCCAGAACCAGUACAUCCUCAACAUCAGAGAUGGCUUCCAGCAGAACGCCGUGUUCGGCUUCAGACGCCAGAUCAAGAAACGACCCCUCUUCCUCUCCUCCAUGGUCCUCACUCCACAUCUACAGACUCUUGGUGGCCUCUCCUCCUCUUUCCCCUUCUCCUCCUCCGCUGUGGAUCUGUCCAUUUCUCUCCCUCUCUCUCCCAACUUCACCAACCCUCCCAGCGUAUUCCCAGAGACCUGGUUACCCAUGACAACCAGCCAGGACUUCCUGCAGGUUCCGGUAUCCCGUGACGACCGGAGUUACCGGACUGUCUACACCCUCUUCCACAAGACAGUGUCCGAAACCAAGUUCCGCAUCCUGAAGAUCCUCCGCGUCCAGAACCCCUUCCUCUGGGAGAAAUACAAGAGGAAGAAGGAGUACAUGUCUCGUCGUCUCUCGGAGAUGGACAGGAUGCUGAGCGAGCGGCACCUGUUCCACGGCACCUCCCCUGAAGUGGUGGAGGGCAUCUGCAAACACAACUUUGACCCGCGUGUUAGUGGCAAACACGCCACCAUGUUCGGACAAGGCUCCUACUUCGCCCGCAAGGCCGUCUACUCCCACAACUUCUCCAAGCGCUCGCCUAAAGGGGUCCACUGCAUGUUCCUGGCCAAAGUCCUCACUGGCAGGUUUACAGUGGGGAACCCCUCCAUGCGGCGGCCGCCCCCACUCAGCCCCCGGGACCCCUCCAGUGACCUGUACGACUCGUGUGUAGACAACUGGGUGGACCCCCAGAUCUAUGUUAUCUUCAACGAUGACCAGAGCUACCCCUACUUUAUCAUCCAGUACGAAGAGGUUCCCAGUACUGUGGCUAUCUGACACUAGAGCAGACAGAACCAAAACCAGUUCUGUGGCUAUCUGAGAACAGAGCAGACAGAACCAAACCAGAGAUACCCCAUACUUCAUCAUCAGUAUGAGGAGUUAACCAGUACUGUCAAUAUCUGAGACCUGAGCCCAGGAACAAAACAACCGUGGCCCUGGAUAUAUUUAACGUGGGUUCUCCCAACAUCCGUCAUCCACAGCAGCUCCCAUCUGUAUUAUGUUGGUUUGAAGCCCUGGCUUAUGGGGCAGCCAUUCUGUGGCCUCUUAAACUGGACAGUAGAUGGAGUUUCAUUUGGACCCAAUGCUGUGUGAAUAGAUAUUUGCCUUGGCGUCUGCCAUUUUGGAUUCCCAUUUGGAAUUGAGCAGUGGACAGUGUCACUGACACUCAGUGCUGGAGUGACAGCAUAACGUUUCUGUUUAAAACCAAACCCCCUAAGAUCCCCAUCUCUCUCUCUAAGACCACUCUCUCUCUCUCUCUCUCUGAGGGCAGACAUGUUUGCUGAGACAAGCUGUACAUACAUUCUCCUUGUUUAUAUUUGAACUGUGUGCCUUUUGUUCAUAAAAACGUUUAUUUAUGUUAGUUAAUGUAACAUUGAGUAAAUAAAGAAUCUAAAAGAGAAAAUCA